This is a messenger RNA of Python bivittatus (Burmese python), 1875 nucleotides long. The record is from RefSeq and is a predicted model, not a curated record. NCBI's taxonomy places the organism in Eukaryota, Metazoa, Chordata, Lepidosauria, Squamata, Pythonidae.
ACUGCAGCCAUGUCGGACGAAGAGGAGGCGGUGGCUGAGGCUGAAGAGAUCAUUCGCAGCCAGAGGAUCUUUCUCAACCAUUUGGACAGCUACGGCGGCAGGAACAUCGGGAAGUAUCUGGCCAGUUGUAUUGUUGGAGCCUCCUUGGAAGAAAUACCAGAGGAAGAAGAAGAAGAUGAUGAAGGAAGAUCAAUUGUUGAAAUUGUGCCCCCUAAACCAAAGGAAGGAAUAUAUCAAAUAGUGGGAACUCUUUCACAGGCAGAGAAUGCAAAACCAGAUUUUGCUAUGGAAGCAUAUACAAUACCUUCUCCAGAUGAGUUGCUAGCUCACCUGUUAGAAUGUGAUAUCAUUAUUUACAACAUCACUGAAGAUGCAAAGCAAAUUGAGGAAGCAGUCUGGGCAGCUACAGCAUUACAUGCAGAAUCAAAAAACUUUGAAAAGCAGAAAUUGUUCAUUCUUCUAUCAACAAUAAUGACAUGGGCACGAAGCAAGCCUCUUGAUCCGGAAGAUCCAGAAAUACCCUUCACAGAAGAAGACUAUCGUAGAAGGAAGCCUCAUCUUAAUUUUAUGGAACACAUCAAUGCUGAAAAAACCAUUAUCAAACUUGGGAAAACAAACAAAAGCAAAUUUGGCACAUAUGUUGUUGCUUCAGGUGUUCAGUAUGGAGCAGAAGAAAGACUUCUCCACUACUUUUUUAAGUUAUCUUGGCUUGGUGAGACUCCUGCAAUACCCUGUUUUGGAGAUGGACGAAAUGUGGUUCCUACCAUUCACAUUACUGACUUAGCAGCAGUGUUGCAGAAUAUAGCAGAUCAUAGACCAAGGACUAAUUACUUACUUGCAGUGGAUGAAUCAACACAAACCCUGAGUGAAAUUGUGAAGUGCAUCAGCAAAAAUGUGGGUCCAGGAAAAAUACAGAAGAUUCCAAAAGAAAAUGCUUUCCUAAACAAAGAAUUAACGCAAACACAUUUGGAUGAAUUAUUUGUGAAUCUGCGAAUGGAAGCUGUAUUCUUGAAGGAGAAUUUCAACAUAAAAUGGGUUGCUCAAGGAGGGAUAGUAGAGAAUAUUGAACAAGUUGUCAAUGAGUAUAAACAAACUCGAGGAUUACUGCCACUUAAAAUGUGUAUACUUGGUCCUCCUGGAGUAGGGAAAACUUCCAUUGCAGAAGAGCUAUGCAAAUAUUACAAAGUGCACCAUAUUAAAAUAAAGGACGUGAUCACUAAAGCCAUAGAAAAUCUGGAGAAAAUGGUUGCUCCUCGAGAGGUAGAAGAGUCUCUGGAGGAAGAGGAGGCAGAAGAGGAAGAAGAGGAGGAAGAAGAAGGAGAUAAUAUAGAAGAAGCACAGGAAUUGAUAGAUGCAGUUAAAGAAAACAUGGAGCAAAAUGCAGGUCGUCUCGAUGAUAACUAUGUGAUCCGGUUUAUGAAGGAAAUGCUAGUGUCUAUGCCUUGUAAAAACCAAGGAUAUAUUUUGGAUGGCUUUCCAAAAACCUAUGACCUGGCAAAAGAUCUUUUUAACGGCCACGCCCUCCUCUGCAUCGCAUCCACAUCCGGCAUCCUUGGGACUCACCCUACCUUGCCCCGCAGCAUCUGCGGCCGAACGGGCCUGGAGCCAUAUCGUCCUCCACAGGCAGCCACAAAUCGAGGCCCCGGCUUUGGCCUAGCUCCCGUCGGCGGCCCACACGAAUGCAAUCCGGCAAUUGUGAGAAACGGAAAGCCAUUCACAGAUGGGGAGUAUGCCAAAACAUUCAUGCUUGAUGUUGCCAAUGAACUUUUUGACGACUUUUCGGAUAAAGACAAGAUAAUCAAACGAAUAAAAGACAUGCCUCUGUCAGCAAGAACUGUUCACGAUCGUACCAUCAUGAUGGCAAAUCAAAUUGAG